GUGUCCAGAUCGUCCAACUGUUUGAUCUGGGCACUGAAUGAACUCAACUUUUCAGCUUUACUUUAUUUACUGGAAACAGAUGAAGACUGAGGUUGAGGUGCCACUGGCAACUUUUGGACUGUCACAGUGGAUAUAGACGCUCAGUCCCAUUCAAUGACGUCUGCAGUGUGUUAACGUGCCUCCGAGACUGCUGUUUAUCUGCAGAGCUCAUCUGGCCCUGUUCAAGAGCUCCUGCCAAGGUCCUCAUCUAUAGAACGUACUGAAAUUAAAGAGGAGUUUUGUGAGUGAAAAUGGCACCUGCUGUCGGUGGUCCUCAAGGCUACACACCACCUGAAGGUGGCUGGGGAUGGAUGGUGGUAGCUGGGGCCUUCAUCUCUAUUGGCUUCUCCUAUGCGUUCCCCAAGUCCAUCACUGUCUUCUUCAAAGAGAUUGAGGCGAUCUUUGAUGUGACCAGCAGCCAGGUGUCCUGGAUUUCUUCCAUCAUGUUAGCAGUCAUGUACGGCGGAGGUCCUAUCAGCAGCAUCCUGGUUAAUAAAUAUGGGAGUCGUCCUGUUAUGAUGGCGGGAGGAUGUCUGUCUGGAUUGGGCCUUAUUGCUGCCUCUUUCUGCAACUCUGUUCAAGCACUAUACUUUUGUAUUGGUGUGGUGGGAGGUUUGGGAUUGGCCUUCAACCUCAACCCUGCCCUCACUAUGAUUGGAAAGUACUUCUACAAGAGGCGGCCUAUUGCCAAUGGGAUUGCCAUGGCUGGCAGCCCUGUCUUUCUCUCCACCAUGGCUCCUAUAAACACCUGGCUGUUUGACAAGUUUGGCUGGAGAGGAAGUUUCCUCAUCCUGGGUGGCCUCCUCUUCAACUGCUGUGUUGCCGGUUCCCUCAUGCGGCCUAUAGGACCAAAACCCAAACCUGCAGAGAAGACCACAGAGAGGAGGACUGUAUCACAGACCAUUAACAGCUUUAUCGACCUCUCUUUGUUCAAGCACCGUGGUUUUUUGCUCUAUAUUAUGGGCAAUAUUAUCAUGUUUUUUGGUCUCUUUGCACCACUGGUGUUCCUCAGUAAUUAUGCAAAGAGUAAAGACAUCCCUAAAGAGAAAGCAGCUUUCCUACUGUCUGUGCUGGCUUUUGUUGACAUGGUUGCCCGGCCCUCAAUGGGCAUUGUGGCUAACACCAAGUGGGUCCGGCCCAGAAUACAGUACUUCUUUGCUGCCUCUGUGCUGUACAACGGUGUUUGCCACGUUCUAGCACCAAUAUCGGUAGACUACAAAGGCUUUGUGAUUUAUGCCAUCUUCUUUGGGUUUGCUUUUGGCUGGCUGAGCUCAGUGCUGUUUGAGACUUUGAUGGACCUGGUGGGAACUCAGCGCUUCUCCAGUGCUGUUGGGCUGGUCACUAUUGUGGAGUGUGGUCCUGUGUUGCUGGGGCCCCCUUUGCUUGGGAAGUUCAAAGACAUCUAUCAUGACUACAAGUACACAUACCAGGGCUGUGGGAUCCUCCUCAUCGUCUCCAGUGUCUUCCUGUUUGCAGGGAUGGGACUCAACUAUCGACUGCUGGACAAAGAGAAAAAAGAAGAGGAGAGGAAGGCCAGGGUGGGUGGUAGAGAACAAAAGUUCAGCAGGGGCAGUGCUGCAAAGGAGGUGGCAGAAGCUGGGAACACAGAAGACACUGUCUAAUAUUCUGUACUAUGUUAAAGGUCCAGUGUGUAGGAUUCAGUGGCAUCUAGCUGUGUAGUUGCAGAUUACAACCCCCUCGUCUCGCCCUAGAAACUACAGUGGCCACAAAACUCGUGAAAACUUUGAAAGGCCCUGCUCUAUCUAGAGCAAGUGUUGUUUGUCCAUUCUGGGCUACUGUAGAAACAUGGCGGACUCUAUAGAAGAGGACCUGCUUGCUACCUUUGUUGAUAAAAAUGUCUCAUUCUAAGGUAAUGAAAACACAAUGAUCCUUACUUUCAGGUGAUUUUACACAAAUGGAAACAUAUCUACAGAUAUUAUAUUCUAUUUCUGCCAGUAGAUGCUCCUAAAUGUUACACACUAGACCUUUAAGUUACAUUUUUGUUUAUUUCUGAGGUGCAUAUAUAUAAAAAAUAGGACAGCAGAUAAACAUUCUUAUUAUUAAAAACAAAAUGUUUAAUAAUGUAUGUUUUUGAAGACCACCACAAAAAUCCUAGCCUCAUAACAUCACUUGCAACUUGAUGUAAAACUUUUACACAUCUAUUAAAUCCCUUUAAACUCUAAUGAAACAAUCCACAUAAAAUACCUCUAAUAAACUUAUAGGGACUCUUAUAUGUGUUUGUUUAGUAUUUUAUGUCGCUUAUAUUGUUAGGAUAUUGUGUUUUAAAUCUCAGAUUGUAUCACAAUAACCUCUCUGUAACUUUCUCUGCAGCACAUCAUUUAUAGUAUUUUAACCUUCUAAAAUGUACCAUCAGAUAAUUAAAGUUAUUUUUCAGUAGAGAACAAGUCCGUAAACAUUCUCUGUGAAAGUGUGUAACUAAUAAACACAUUUCUAAAGACAUUUUCCUGUUUACAAGGACCUGAUAGCACUGUGCAGUUUUGGAAGGUUUUAAAACAUCUUUGGUGCCACUAUUGUAUAUUCCACAAAUAUAUUCAUACUAAUUCUAGAUUUCUGUUUUAAACAUGUUUUUAUCGUUCAUUUUUUGAUGACGGAUGAUGGAAAUUAUCAUUAAACCUCGUCAUAGCUUUGUGUAUUCACAUGAUAAGAAAACGUGCCACUGACUGCAAGUUACUGUAUAUUGAACACAUGCCAGAAAAUCUAAUAAACUGUCAUUUAGCAAGAA
Morone saxatilis (striped sea-bass) is the source of this 2782-nucleotide messenger RNA. RefSeq names its product solute carrier family 16 member 1a (gene slc16a1a). The coding region runs from base 291 to 1661 and encodes 456 amino acids. Gene Ontology annotation, molecular function: monocarboxylic acid transmembrane transporter activity. Lineage: Eukaryota; Metazoa; Chordata; Actinopteri; Moronidae. Gene Ontology annotation, biological process: transmembrane transport; monocarboxylic acid transport. The transcript has 5 exons. The record is from RefSeq and is a predicted model, not a curated record. Gene Ontology annotation, cellular component: membrane.